Messenger RNA from Rotaria socialis, 897 nucleotides. The record is from the annotation of a GenBank genome assembly. NCBI's taxonomy places the organism in Eukaryota, Metazoa, Rotifera, Eurotatoria, Philodinida, Philodinidae.
AUGUUACUUCACCGAAUUCUUUUAACUAAAUAUAAUCCUUCUAUAUGUUUUAAAUUUUUUCGUCUGAUUGCAACAUCAUCAGUUCAAAUUGAAUUUAGAGAUGGACUCGCAAAUCUUACAGUACCAUUACCAAGUAGAGGAGAAUCGUGUGUUUUUCAAUUAAAACCAUUCAAUACCACAGUUGGUGAUUUCAUUGACAUACUACAAAAGGAAGAUCGAGGUAUAGAUCGAGCAUCUAUUUAUCUUCCCGAUGGAUCUCGUCUUUCACGAAAUUCACCUUUUGAAUUAAUUUUUGAAGAACCAUUUACACUACGCAUUAAUGAAGCAUCCUACAACGUUCGUCCGCCAGCUUUAUUUACUUCAAAAAGAUCCUCUCGAGAAAUGCUUUCUGAGGUUUCGAAUUCUGUAACGAAGCUCUACCAUGAUUUACAUCUUAAUCAAUAUGUUAUGUAUCGUGAAUACGAAUUAGAAAAACAAUUGGCAUUUUUACGUGAAUCUGUUCAACCACUUAAUCAACUUCAUCAUCAACUUGCAAAUAAAGCUAUCCGACGUUUAAAAUGGAUUCAAUGGUCAAUGUUUGCUGCAAUGUCUUUUCAAACUGGUAUUUUAUUUAGAUUAGUAUGGAUUGAUUACAGUUGGGAUAUAAUGGAGCCUUUUACGUAUUUUAUUUCGUAUUCAGCUGUAUUUAUGGGUUAUUGUUAUUAUAUACUUCGUCGGAGCGAUAUGAAAUAUAUGAAUAUGUCCGACUAUUUUUAUUUGAAAAUUUUACAUCAUUUAUUACGAAAGAAGAAGUUUGAUUUAGCUCGUUAUAAUAUUUUGAAAAAUGAAAUAAUGAUGGUUGAACAUGACCUUCAACGACUUAAAGAUCCAUUGGAUCGUAUCAUUGGAACAUCAUAA